AUGAUUUCUGAACAAGCGAAUGAGUGGUAUGAGGGUAUUUCUCGUGACCAUUUGCACAAGCACAGAGCCACCGGUGCUGCUCGUAAGCCAAACUACAAGAAGAGAAAGUACGAGUUGGGUCGCCAGGCCGCCAAGACUCAGAUUGGUGAGAAACGUGUCCGCGCUCUUCGCGUCCGUGGAGGUCACUUCAAGUUCAGAGCCCUCCGUCUCGACACUGGUAACUUCUCCUGGUCCUCCGAGAGAGUCACCCGUAAAUGCCGUAUCGUCAACGUCGUUUACAACGCCACCUCUAACGAUUUGGUGCGUACCAACACUUUGGUCAAGGGAUCAAUCAUCCAGAUCGAUUGUACCCCAUUCAGACAGUGGUACGAGCAGCACUACGGUGUCGCCCUCGGCAAGAAGAAGGCCACCAAGAAGACCGAGGAGGAGAAGGUCGAGCCAGCCAAGAAGUCCGCUUCGCUCUUGAGAAAGAUCGCCCAGCGCAUGAAGACCAGAACCAUCGAGGCCGCUCUCGAGGCUAACGCUUCCGAGGGUAAGUUCUACGCCAAGAUCACCUCCCGUCCAGGUCAGGUUGGCAAGUGUGAUGGUGUCGUCCUUGAGGGCAAGGAGUUGGAGUUCUACGCCAAGAAGAUCCAGAAGAAGAAGAAGUAA
Messenger RNA from Acytostelium subglobosum LB1, 651 nucleotides. RefSeq lists its product as hypothetical. The record is from RefSeq and is a predicted model, not a curated record. Gene Ontology annotation, molecular function: structural constituent of ribosome. Lineage: Eukaryota; Evosea; Eumycetozoa; Acytosteliales; Acytosteliaceae. Bases 1 to 651 code for a protein of 216 amino acids. Gene Ontology annotation, cellular component: cytosolic small ribosomal subunit; ribosome. Gene Ontology annotation, biological process: maturation of SSU-rRNA from tricistronic rRNA transcript (SSU-rRNA, 5.8S rRNA, LSU-rRNA); translation. The transcript is spliced from 3 exons.